This is a messenger RNA of Periconia digitata, 780 nucleotides long. Lineage: Eukaryota; Fungi; Ascomycota; Dothideomycetes; Pleosporales; Periconiaceae. The record is from the annotation of a GenBank genome assembly.
AUGUUGGGCCAGUGCGCUGACCUAGCCAACGAAGACUACCUUGGGCCUAACCACAACUUUGGUUCCCCGCCGUCCACCCAUGUUCGUGAUACCCGGUUGGCCUUGAUCGACAGCUUAGGCCUAUCCUUCGAGGGAAAGCGCUGUUUGGACCUUGGCUGCAAUGAUGGAACCGUCAGUACCCAACUGGCUUUUGAUUUCGGCGCCCGUCAUGUCGUGGGUGUCGAUAUCGACCCGCACCUGGUCAUCAAAGCCGAGGAGCUGUUGGCCUUGCGUCGUUCACGUCUGCGCCCACAACCGAGUGCCAGCCACGACUGUGAGUCCCGAAUCGAUUAUUUCCCCAUGUCUGCUGUGCUUAGGUACGGUCACAAUCCAUCACCACCUGCGCCCUCUCUCUCGGCCUGGGCUUGCCCGACUUUCAUCGCCGCCGACUGGCUCAUCUCCACGGAACCGGUCCUGGCUGGCCCUUACGAUAUCAUCCUGGCUCUAAAUGUGAUCAAGUGGAUCCAUCUCGAGCACCUGGAUGACGGUCUGGUGGCGUUUUUUCGCAAAUGCCAGGCCUCGCUCGCACCCGGCGGCUGCUUGGUCAUCCAGUUGCAAACCUGGGAAUCAUACGAGAAAGCUGUUCGCCCAAACGCGGCUCCACAUUUUGCUGGAAAUCUGAAGAAGCUGCAAUAUCGCCCCGACACUUCUUUUGCCAAAUUGCUGCAAGAUGAAGGCCUGAGCCUCUUUACAUCGUCCAGUCAGCUGCGUCGCCACAUCAAUAUCUAUCGCAAAGCAUAG